This is a messenger RNA of Sesamum indicum (sesame), 2664 nucleotides long. RefSeq names its product heterogeneous nuclear ribonucleoprotein Q. NCBI's taxonomy places the organism in Eukaryota, Viridiplantae, Streptophyta, Magnoliopsida, Lamiales, Pedaliaceae. The record is from RefSeq and is a predicted model, not a curated record. Gene Ontology annotation, molecular function: RNA binding.
CGUCGGGGUCGGGACAAAUCUGUCAUAGCCACAUCCGAGAAAAUUACUCCAAAUUUCAAUCGAGCCAGUCGACUAGGGUUUCCAAAUUACAACAAGAAGCGAGUGUACGACUUGGUUCGUUCCAGGAAACCAACAGCUUGAAAAAGAGGGAGAUAUAUUUUGUUGGAAAUUUAGAGACUGGGCAUGUAUUCAAGAAGUGGAACUAAUCUUUUUAAGCAAUCAUCUAAUUAUGGAACGUGUAGCAUUUGAUUUAUUGGGGACACUCUCUUAGUGACACAAUACUCUAUUGUGUCCUAUUCGAGAAAGAUUACCUAUUGUGAUUUUCAUAUCCUUGCUUUCUGUUUCUCAUUUCUUAUUAUUUGCUCCUUCCACUCCAUUUUUUAGUGUGAGUGCUUUUAUUCUGGAAAGUAAUAUAGACUGAAUGUUUGGCCUUUUUCUUUUUUCUGGCAUCAGUCGUUGUCUAUAUUUCAAGAUAUUCACUGCUUCAUUGAUUUAGCGCCUGUUGAGCAUCAUGCUCCUCUUGAUUGCAAUUCAGCAUUCUCUCUGCCUGUUUCUGUUUGUACUACAUUUUGUCACCCCCUGUUUUAGAAUUGUUCACUUUGAAAACUCCUUGGAGCCAUACCUCAUGGAACCAAUUCAAUCAAGAUUCUUACUCUGGAGCUCCUUAUGGCCUUCCUUUUUGUUACCGCCUAUCCACAUUUUUCUUCUUUCUUUUGCAAAUGCUUCCGGCUUCUGCGCUUUUCUCAUAGGUGCAAUAGAAGCUUGUCUUGUUAGAGAUAUAAGAUGCCAAGGACAACGACCAGUUCUGCAGCUACUAAAUCAACUGAGCCUGAGAAUCCUGUUGAGACUGAAGAGCAGGUUGAACUUGGUGCCGACAACGACAUGGACGAGACCUUGGAGGAAGAAGUUGAGUAUGAAGAAGUAGAGGAAGAAGUGGAAGAAGAGGAAGAUGUUGAGGAGGUGGAAGAAGAGGAAGAUGUUGAGGAGGUGGAAGAAGAGGAAGAGGAGGAAGAUGGUCAUGGACAUGAUGCUCAAAAGGAGACUGAUGGUGAUGACGACAUGGAAAAUGGUGAAGGUGAAGGAGACUUGGAAAAAAAGCAUUCUGAGCUUCUUGCACUUCCUCCACAUGGUUCAGAGGUGUACCUUGGUGGGAUCUCUCAAGAUACUUCUGAAGAUGACCUGAAGCACUUUUGUGAAUCAAUAGGGGAAGUUACAGAGGUCAGGAUAAUGAAGGGAAAAGAUUCAAAUGAAAACAAGGGAUAUGCUUUUGUAACCUUUAGGACCAAGGAAUUGGCAUCUAAGGCUAUUAAGGAGCUUAAUAAUACUGAACUGAAGGGGAAAAGGCUGAAGUGUUCUACGUCUCAAGCAAAACAUAAGCUGUUCAUAGGUAAUGUGCCCAGAAACUGGGGAGAGGAGGAUAUGAAGAAAGUUGUGAAUAAAGUAGGGCCUGGGGUUGUCGCGGUGGAACUUUUAAAGGACCCACAAAACUCAAGUCGGAAUCGUGGAUUCGCAUUCAUUGAGUAUUAUAAUCAUGCUUGUGCUGAGUAUUCAAGACAAAAGAUGUCUAACCCAAAAUUCAAGCUUGAUGAUAAUGCUCCAACUGUGAGCUGGGCUGAUCCAAAAAGUGCUGAAUCUUCUUCUUCUCAGGUCAAAGCAGUCUAUGUGAAAAACUUGCCAAAAGAUAUUACUCAGGAUCAGCUUAAGGAAUUGUUCGAACGGCAUGGGAAGAUUACAAAAGUUGUUCUUCCUCCAGCAAAACCUGGACAAGAAAAGAGCAGAUAUGGUUUUGUUCACUUUGCUGAAAGAUCAAGUGCCAUGAAAGCUCUUAAGAACACAGAGAAAUAUGAGAUUGAUGGACAAGUAGUAGAAUGUUCACUUGCAAAACCACAGACAGAUCAGAAAACGACAGGGGGGUCAAAUUCACAUAAGGCGGCAAUAUUUCCAACUUACCCCCCUCGCAUGGGAUACGGCUUGGUUGGAGCCCCUUAUGGUGCUCUAGGUGCAGGAUAUUCGGGUGCAAACUUUGCUCAACCCCUAAUCUAUGGAAGAGGAGCUGCCCCUGGCAUGGCUAUGGUGCCAAUGCUUCUGCCUGAUGGGAGGAUUGGAUACGUACUGCAACAGCCUGGAGUGCAGCCCCACACCCCACCACAGCAAAGAGGUGGCCGCAGCGGUGGGGGAGGAAGUUCAAGCGGGGGAAGACGUGGUAGUGAUAGUGGACGUGGACGUGCUCGCUAUCAUCCUUAUUAGUUAGAUAUUAAUUGCAAGCAACCUCAGCAACGUCUGCUGUUCUUUUUCUUUCUUCUCCAUGUUUCUUUUUCCUUCUUUUAAAGAGGAAUGUUGCUGGUCGCCCGACUUCUCCCCAAGGUGGUGACUAUCAGCUUCCAGUAUCCAAGUGGAGAGGCCAGGAAUCUACUGCUCUAGUGACUUUAGCGCCCGGAAGAUUAUUCCAUGCACCUUGCCCCAAACAGUUGUUUGUAUUGGCACGGGGCUGAAAACUUUGAUAUGUUGCAAAUAUAGAAAAUGGAUCUAGGGAUGUAGUAACUUUCAAGAUUGUAGUCAGUUGAAAGCUUUUUUCUGGACAUCUGCGUGUGUUCCUAUGUCAAUUGUCCUUAAAGUCUGCGAUUCCGUUGUAUUUUCCCAUUCAUAAUCAAAUUAUUACUGUUA